Messenger RNA from Moesziomyces antarcticus, 1005 nucleotides. RefSeq lists its product as uncharacterized. Bases 1 to 1005 code for a protein of 334 amino acids. NCBI's taxonomy places the organism in Eukaryota, Fungi, Basidiomycota, Ustilaginomycetes, Ustilaginales, Ustilaginaceae. The record is from RefSeq and is a predicted model, not a curated record. The transcript has a single exon.
AUGGGUGGAACGCACACGCACGACCUAACCGCCUCCUUCACGAGGCCUCGUUCGCCCGUCGCCGACCCUCGCACCGAAACGCCUGCGAGCAGGUUUUUCAUUCCGGACGCGUAUGGCAUCGACCACUACGCUGCCACCGCCCAUCAUGACGACGAUGACGACCGCGGCUCGUGGUCGAUCAAGUCGGAGGCAUACGACGACGACGACGACGACGAUGACGAGGCGAUGGCAGAGAGUGACUGGGACCCCCGCGAGGCCGCCGUCAUCCGCCGCGAGGCCGAAGCCCGCACCUUUAUGCCGGCUCCGGACCCGAUCUUCUACUUGGGCGACACGCGCAUCAGCAGCGCCAACUACACGUGUCCGAGGCAGCUGCGCAAGACUGUGCUCUCCAACGCCGAGCCGCGCCCACUGAACCUGGUGGUGUGCAUCAUUGCCAAUGCGCCAAGCAAGAAGAACGGCUCGUCCAAGUACCGCCUUUUGCAGGUCGACCUUGGUGAUGGUGUCGAGAUGGACGUGCAGGCGCACAUUGGCUCCGACCUGUACAAAGUUGACAGGAGGUACAACCCUUUUCCUGAAGGCGCCAUCGUCAUUCUGGAGGACGUUCGGGGCGUCUUCCGCGGCAGCGCUCUGGCGCUGGACUUCCACCCCUGCUCGCGCAUCAGCAGGUGUGACGAACUCGGCGUCACCUGGGAGCAGCUGCAAGAAUGGCAUCAGAAGAUGACCAUGCUUCUUCCGAGGCCGCCUUUCCGUCGCCGAAGCCGAGACGAGACGCUUCCGCUAGCGGGUGUGAGUGCGCAGUCGAUUCAUCCCCUCGCCAAACGCCUUCGCGGCCGCUGUUCUGUCGAUGCAGAGAGCUCGGCCGCGAAAAACACAAAUGGCUGGAUUGAUACUGUCGCCGAUGUCGAUGAGGAAGAGACGCCGAAAACGACGAGCGCGAAACUGCAAACACAAUGUUGCGCUCAAGUGUUUCUGAAUGCAAUCGUUGGCUCAGUGUCAUUGUCUUGA